AUGUCCAGGGUUAUGGCUCUUUGACUAAAUAGGCAUAAAAGAAAUAUGCUCUAUGUAUUUCAGAUGACAGACCAGCUGUUUGGAGCUUGUCUCCUGGCAGCGACUGGAUUGGCUUUUACUUACUAUACUUUACUGGUUGUUGUUAUGCCUUUUGUGGACGAGGACCAAGACUAUAUACAUGCCUUGUUUCCAGACAGAAAGUUUGCAGUUGCUCUUCCACUACUAGCUGGUGUCAUUGGACUUCUUGCCAUAGGCUGUUUUGUGUCAGUUGUUCUCCUGAAAUCAGGGUCCAAACAGAAGACAAGCUAACAGUGUUUUUCAUUGUUUACUUUGUAUAAUAAUAAAGUCUAAUAUGCAAA
Mercenaria mercenaria is the source of this 359-nucleotide messenger RNA. RefSeq names its product dolichol phosphate-mannose biosynthesis regulatory protein-like. NCBI's taxonomy places the organism in Eukaryota, Metazoa, Mollusca, Bivalvia, Venerida, Veneridae. The record is from RefSeq and is a predicted model, not a curated record. The coding region runs from base 46 to 309 and encodes 87 amino acids. Gene Ontology annotation, biological process: GPI anchor biosynthetic process. Gene Ontology annotation, molecular function: enzyme regulator activity. Gene Ontology annotation, cellular component: dolichol-phosphate-mannose synthase complex; endoplasmic reticulum membrane. The transcript has 3 exons.